CCAGCACAAAGCCGUAUUUAGCUUCCAGUAAUAACAGUGGGAUGACCUAACGUGCCAUGCUCUGGGAAUACACAAAGACACUUGAAGGCUUUGAGGGACUUUCUUUAUCAAAUGUUGAGGUGUUGGAUCCAUGAGGUCCAAAAGGAAUUCUGUACUAGAGCUAAGUGUCCAGUGUCAUGAAACUUAAUCCACGUCAGGCUCCGUUAUAUGGCAGUUGUGUGCUAACCGUUCAGCUCAGCGAUGAGGAGCUUUGUCAGGGAGAAGAAGGUAGGGAAGAUGCGGAGUUAUUCCUGGUCUUCGCUGGAUCCACUCAGAGGCAUCUCAGCAGCACUUUGAGGGUCAGCCAUGACACCCUGCAGGCAGUGUGCCCGGCUCACGAGUGCUGUGAAUCAGUUGUGGUCACCACGUGCUCUGCAGACCCGGGCGGCCUUGUUCAUGAACUCGCCUCAGAGCGCAUGUGUUUUGUCCAGGACCUGGCCUUUGACAUGGCCCAGUUCCUGGUGGGCGCGGUGGGCCGGGCCGACAUGUUAGAGGACGCUCUGCUGCUGGACGAGCAUCAGAUCCCCCUGCAGGAGUGUGAGAGGAUGGACCAAAACCUGGCCCUCGCUCUCUCCCACCUUACACUGCCAGCGGGCUGGAGCCUCCUGGGGAACUGCAAUGCCCCAGAGCCCCAGGAGACACUACUGCACUUUGCUGCCCGCCGUGGGCUCCAGAGAGUCGCCCGUUUCCUCCUGCGGCAGCCUGGGGCCCGAGAGGCGCUGGCCCUGCCAAACAAACAGGGGGUCACCCCAGCUAGCCUGGCCCAAAGCCGGGGACACAGCGCACUGCUGGAGCUUCUCACACAGGAGGAGACGAGCACCCAAGAUAGCACCGAGACACAUAGACGUAUCCCCUGUAGUGCUGGUGUGGUGCAGCACCACCCGUGUCUGAACACCUACACCCUGUCAGUGGGUACCCAGCCUGGCACCGUUCCACGCAGCCUGCAGGCUGAUUUACAAGACUUUCGCUGUCUGAUCCAUCACAACGCUCAUGGCAAGGGAGGAGCUGUACUUCAGCUGCAGUCCGAGUCACCACACGCUGUCGGAGAAUGUGCAGACAACCCAGAGACAAGACAGGCCUGUUUUGAACAGCCACAACAUGACUCCCUCGACACCAGAGAGCAAGAGUCCACGUCUCUGUGUGUGAAAGGAAACAAAAACGAGCACGGCGGCUGCUGCCCAGGUCCACUUCAGCACGGCUGUCCUGCACCUCCCUCGGACAAUAGCAACAGUGACGAGAAGCGGGUGUGUGCUUGUGAAAACACUGAGGGAGAUUACGGAGUGCAAGCAGAAAGUGCAGCUGCUUGCGUAGAAGGCUCGAGGAAGGAGGGAGAUAGUGGUGACUGCUUACAGAGCACAUUUGGGGGGGAAAGCGCAGCCCACCAAACCUCAUCCUGUGGAAAGGAGGGAGAGGAAACUGAUAGAGCUCAGGACUUGAUCUGUGAGGCACAGGGCACAGCUGAGGGGCCUGAAAGGGAGGUCCAAGCAGAAGACUGCAACUCUGGGAGGCCAGACCAGGACCAGCAUCUAGAGGAAGAUCUAUCAGAACACAAAGCAGGAGCAGCUGGAGAUAUGGGAAUCACUCAAUCUUUGGACACGCCUGAAAGUUCUGAUGUGGAGUCGGGUUCUCAAGGAGCAGAAAGCGAUGAUGAGAAAGAGGUGGAGAACACAGACAUUAGUUCUUCAGAACUGGAAGAGAAGGCCGAGGGGCUGGUGGACUUAAAUCCAGGAGUGGAUCAACCAUUAAAUACCUCACGUGAAAAAGAUGGGCAUGAUUCAAAUGAGACUGACCUAAACUCUGCACUGCAUUCCUUGGAGGACAGGCGUGAAUUUAAUGGCAGUCAAGUCUCUUGUGAGCAAACAAGCUAUGAACUAGAAAGUGAUGAACAGGAAAAACCUGGAAAAGACAAUAUUGAAGGGCAAGAAGAAGAUCCUGUUAUCUUGUGUUCUAACACUGAAAGAGAAAUCAGUCAAGAACAAGCUGAAGCAACUUGUCACCAUGGAGAUACAUCUGAAGGCACUCCAGAAGGCCAAUGCCUAGAGAAUGAGACACUUGAGAAGAUUCAGUCUCCCUUAGAAGCAGAGACUAAUGAAGGUGAAGGAAUGUGUAAUUCAAGUGGUGCAUCGACAGUGACACUUAACGCUGUCUCCAACGACUCUCACUUGCCUGAGCAAGAAACAGAAACAGGCAGGGAAGAAUCACGAUCCACAGGGGAACCAGACCCAGCAGAGGUAAGCAGAGCAGCGGCAGGAAGUGAGAGUGAGGCACAAAAGUUGGGAAGCUCCGGUGAUGUCUCACAGCCUGAAUUCGACUCAGAGCCUGAGUCUCACACACCAACCAGUGAAGACACCUUAGAACCUGAGGAGGGCUGUACCACCAAGGGAGUUUCUUGCAGUGACCAGCAAGGAAGUCCAGAGCCGGAAACCCCUAAAGAUACCUUGGAGUCCCAGGUCUUAGCGGUAGCUUCGGAAGACACAGAGAACAAACGUUCUUUAGGGAGUAAUGAUUGUUUUGAAGGCAGGACAGAAGAAAUUACCUUGCAAAGUGGAGAUGUUGUGGACCUUUGUCCUCUUGAGAACCGUGAAAGUGUUUCUGAACAGGGAACAGCAUCUCAAAACUCUGGUGUUGACCAAUCAGAAGAACAUUUGAGUGACACCAGACAUACUGAAAACAGUCAGACUCCAGAGAAUAAUGAAAGAGUUCCUGAACAGGGAGAUGGAACUAUUUCUCAAAACUCUGCAGUUGACCAAUCAGAAGAGGAACGCUUAAGUGACAUAACUAAUGAAAGCAGUCAAACUCUGGAGAGUAAGGAAAGAGUUCCUGAACAGGAAGAUGGAACUGUUUCUCAAAACUCUGAAGCUGACCAAUUAGAAGAUCAAGUGGACACCAGAAUUAGUGAAAACGGUCGAACUCUAGAGAAUAAUAAAGGGGUUCCUGAACAGGAAGAUAGAAAUGUUUCUCAAAACUCUGAAGCUGCCCAGUCAGAAGAUAAAGUGCACCCUAAAACUACUGAAAACAGUCAAACUCCAGAGAGUAAGGAAAGAGUUCCUAACCAGGAAGAUGGAACUUUUUCUCAAAACUCUGUAGUUGACCAAUCAGAAAAACAAGUGGACGCCAUCACUAGUAAAAACAGUCAAACUCCAGAGAGUAAGGAAAGAGUUCCUGAACAGGGAGAUGGAACUGUUUCUCAAAAUUCUGUAGUUGAGCAAUCAGAAGAAGAAGUGGACACCAGAAAUAGUGAAAACAGUCAAACUCCAGAGAGUAAGGAAAGAGUUCCUGAACAGGAAGAUGGAAGUGUUUCUCAAAACCCUGUGGUUGACCAAUCAGAAGAAAGAGAGGAAUUGGGUGAUACCACACACACUGAAAACAGCCAAACAAUUAUAGAGGAAGAACAGUUAUGUUUGGACCAUUCUGUGGGUGGUGUUUCGUCUACCUCAAAUGUAACUGAUACAGUAGGCAUUUCAGUGUCGCUUGAAGAGCGGUCAAAUGUUGAACUUGGAAGUGAGCUUAGCUCUAAGCCAGCUGUGGUGGACACGGGUUCUGCGGAUAUAGAAUUGACUGAGGCACAAGAAAUGCAGGAAACAGAAGCUGAACGAUGUGAGGAUGCACACGCCAGUGCUCUUCAGAAAGAAAAAGACAUCCCUUUGGAAGAUCAGGUGGACUGUCAAACCCUCACUUGCCCUGAUGUUAACACAGAUAAUGCAGUUUCUAAGAUUCACAGAGAGAGGGACUCUCUCUGUCUUGACAGCUCCCAGGCCUCAACACACAGCAGAGCUUUAGAGAAACGACACAGCUCGGAGUCCACAGAGAGUCCGCGCUCGCAGGCCCGGCACAGCACAGGCAGCACCACUCUGAGGGACUCCGGCAGUGAUACAGAUGGCUUCAUCAGCACAGACACGGGAGAGGACAAUGUCUUCAGGAAGGCAGAGGAAACGCUAGGCCCUGGCGACAGCACCAGUGAGGCAUCAGUCUCCUGCUCCUCCACGGACGACACUGCUAGCCUGGGCCACCCUAGUUCCUCUGCAGAGAGCUCUGAGGAGGUGCGGCGUGGGGGAGGAGGAGGAGGUGCAGGGGUAGGCGCAGGAGGAGAGACAGAAGAGGAGGCAAAAGACCGACUAACGGAGGUUCCCCUGCGCUCCUCUCUCCUCCGCACCACUGUCCGCUCUCUCUCUCCUUUCCGUCGCCAUAGCUGGGGGCCAGGCAAGAACCAAGGAGGAGAAACAGACAUGAAUCAGCGCAGCUCUGUACGAAGUACUGGGGUCCAAAAGCCUGUCUUUCACAGAAGAAGUCUUAGCUGGUGUCCCACUCAGCCCCUCUUCAGUUCUGACCUGGAUGAGAUUAGUCAGCUCUUCAGUUACAGCCUGGAGGGCCUGGCCGCAGAGCGAGAUGAUGGAAAGGGAUGGCAGCCGCAGGGGGGAGGCCCCUCUCAGGGCCAGAGGGGGGUCCACCGGCAGCAGAGUGAGGACAGGGGAUCACAGGUGUCCCUCACUGAAGAGGGGCUGGAGUCCGACCUGGGAGACCACAGCAGUCUGGAUAGUCAGAAAUCAAAGAAAUAUCGUCCACUGAGACACAACUGUCCAUCCAUGACCCUCCCCCUCCGACAGUCCGUAUCCAUGCUGUCUAUCAGCCAGAGGGAUAUAGAUGGUAUGAGAUCAUUUUCUAGCACUUCGAGUUCUCUAGGAUACAGUAUCACAGAAGAAGAGCCUGGCCCUUUAAGAGGGGAUUUUGAAGGAAAGAGUGGGACCAAAAUGAGCCGCACCUUUAGUUAUCUGAAAAGUAAAAUGUACAAGAAAACCAGGGAAAAAGACAAAGAGAAGAACCGGGAAAAAGACAGAGAAACUAAGGAGAAGGAGAAGAAGGCAGUGAACGGGCAUCUGUUCAGCUCUGCGACUUCCGUCCAUACAGCUUUGUGUCAGCACUGCAACAAAGCCCUAAAUGCUAAAGAUGCUGUCAGCUGUACAAGUUGCAGUGUUUGUGUUCACAAGAGCUGCAGAGACAACAUCCCUGCGUGUACCAAGGGAAAGUUUCAAAAACAGCAGUUUCUCAUGCCAGAAUCGACCACCAUGCCUGGAGUCACUUUAAGAGCAAAAACUUCUGCGCCACGGGAGAGGCCCUGGUCAGCCGUCUUGUCUCCAGAUGACCACUCUUUGGUGAUCACCCCCCGAAGACACACAAGCAUCAUGCCUUUCAACAGUAGCAACCUCUCCAAAAGCAUGUCAAUCAGCAACAUUGCUGUAUUUGAUGAGAUGCCCAUAAAGGGCCUGAGAUAUCUGUCCCAGUCCACCGACUCUUUGCACAAAGCCAACAAGGUCAACGAGUCCACUGAGUCUCUGAUAGAUGAAGGAACAGAGAUGAUUGAUGGGCAGCUGAUGGGAGAGUUCGAGGCAGAUGCUAAAGAGCUAGAGGCUGACUCCUGGAGCUUCACUAUGGACAAGAAAUACCUGAAACAACUAAAGAAGGAUGUCAUUAAGAGACAGGAUGUAAUUUAUGAGCUGAUCCAAACGGAAAUGCACCAUGUGCGAACGUUGCGGAUAAUGGCGGACGUAUAUGGUAAGGGCCUGUUGAAGGAGGUGCAGCUGGAGCCCCAGACAGUAGAGAAGGUGUUUCCCAUGCUGGAUGACCUGCUGGAACUUCACACAGUCUUCUUCAGCAGCCUGCUGGAGAGGAAGAAAGAGGCCAAGCAGGAGAAUACCGAUGGUGGCUUCGUUAUCAAAAGGAUAGGGGAUAUUCUCGUGAACCAGUUCUCAGGGUCCAGAGCUGAAAGCAUGAAGAAAGUUUAUGGCAAGUUCUGCAGUCGGCACAACGAAGCAGUUAACUUCUACAAGGAGCUACAUGCCAAAGACAAGCGCUUCCAGGCUUUUAUCAAGAAAAAGAUGAGCAGCAGCAUUGUCCGGCGGCUGGGCAUCCCAGAAUGCAUAUUAUUAGUCACGCAGAGAAUAACAAAGUACCCAGUCCUGAUGCAGAGGAUUCUACAGCACACUAAAGAGAAUGAAGAGGACUAUGAGGAUCUGAGCCAAGCUCUGCAACUCGUCAAAGAGGUAAUAGCUGCCGUGGACAGUAAAGUGAAUGAGCAUGAAAAGAAGAGGAGGCUGAAGGAGAUCUAUAGCCGAACAGAUGGCAAGUCCAUUAUGCGCAUGAAGAGUGGUCAGAUGUUUGCUCGAGAAGACCUCAUACGAGGCAGAAAGCUCCUGCACGACGGGCCACUGCAGCUGAAAAGCACUGCAGGCAGGCUAAAGGAUGUUCAAGCCGUACUUCUCUCUGAUGUCUUGGUGUUCUUGCAAGAGAAGGACCAAAAAUACGUCUUCGCCUCUCUGGACCAGCGUGCCACUGUGAUCUCCCUGCAGAAGCUGAUAGUGAGGGAGGUGGCCAACGAGGACCGUGGCCUCUUCCUCAUCACAGCGGGCAUCGAGCGGCCCGAGAUGGUGGAGGUUCACGCCAGUUCCCGAGAGGAGCGAAACACCUGGAUGCAGCUCAUCCAGGACGCCAUGCACUCUAUAGAAAAGGAUGAUGAUGAAGGUAUCCCUAGUGAGACAGAGGAGGAUAAAAAGCUGCUGGAGUCCAAAGCAAAAGAGAUGAGAGACAUGCUCCGGAGGAAAGAUGAUCAGAUCCUGGCUCUGCUGCAGGAGAAGAUGAAGCUGUUUCAUGACAUGUGUGAAUGUACCUCCUCUGAUGAGAAGAUGCUGUUCAGGGCCUGUAAUGAUGACAUGCCCAGAGGAGAGCCCAUCAUGAAGGAGGCCAUUAAAGAAGUGGAGAUGUUGCAGACGCUAGUCAACAGCAGCCUGGGAGGGGCCGUGGGCCAGCAGGUGGUCAGCGCUCCGGGCAGCACAGUGUCCGUGUGUUUGCCUCGCAGAGCCGAAACCUUCGGAGGCUUCGACAGCCACCAGAUGAACAUCUCCAAACACGGAGAUAAAGAAGAAGGUGAAGACCUGAGGAGGACAGAGUCUGACAGUGUUCUGAAGAAGGGGGGAAACACCAACCUGCUGCUGCUGCUGAAGAGGAACAGUGAGCAGGUCCUAAGCAGUGUUACUCACCUCCAUGAUCUCCUCAACUCGCUGCAGGCUGUGGUUGUCCAGCAGGACACCUUCAUCGAGGACCAGCGGCAGGUCCUGACCGAGCGGCCCUCUUCUCGCCCCUCCUCGCGGCCGCCGUCUCUGGUGGAGCAGGAGAAACAGCGCAGUCUGGAGCGCCACAGACAGGAGGCGGCCGCGCUGCAGCGCCAACAGGCCGCACACGCUGAGGAGAGGAAGCGCAGAGAGAAAGAGUGGGAUGCUCGGGAGAAGGAGCUGAUGGACCGGGAGUCAAUACUCAACUCCAAAGAAGAUGAGGUGCAGAGGAGGCGUAGGGAGCUGGAGGAGGCACGGAGGGAGCUACAGGGGAGGAAAGAGGAUUAUCAAAAAGACCUGGAGAGGCUGAGGGACUCUCAGAGGAAGCUGGAGAGAGAAAAGGAGCAGAUGCAGAGGGAGAUGGAGAAGCUGGAGUAUCUCAGGGAGACAGAGAAGCGCGUGAACAGGACCCCCUCCAGUACCUCGGAGGAUUCGUUGAACAUCCAGAGCAGCAGCUCAGUGGAGCGGGACCUGGGGGAGGCCGAGCUGUCCGCCAGCCCCAGGAAAAACUCCCUCUCCAGGAUGGACUCCAAACACAAGGGCCGCAACCUCAACCCCUUUUCCCUGGGUCCCAAAGCCGUGAGCACAGACGGACAUAAGCAGGUCCAGAGCCGACUGCUCCAGCUGGCCAAAGCCAAGGACAAGAAGGACAAAAAGAAGAAGAAAAGCAAGAGCAAGCCCUCUCAGGAAGCAGAAUCCCAUCUGCUGCCACUGACAGAGCCUCCGCUGGAUGGAGAGAUUUUCUUCUGCUGACUUGGCCUUCACUUUCAAUCAGCCCACAAUUCCCUUUUUCUCUAAGCUAUCUGCACCAGCUGAAUGUAACUCUACGCAGGAUGCCUGCCAAAGUGCCCCCACCGCGUCCCUGGCACAUAGUGCCACGCUAAUUAGGGUGAAUUUGCCCUGAAACCUUUCCAUGUCCGGCAUAUGCGUGCGUAUAUGCAGGGCAUGUUUCUGUAUGUGCAAUUCACCGAAUGACACUCACUUUUGAAUGUUACCAACUCAAAUGGACUUCACAAAUCUGACCUCAGUUCACUCUAUUCACUUGCCCCUAAAAUCUAUAGUUCUAUCCCAGAUGACAAAAUAUAGGAAAGGUUUUUGAAAUGUCUUCCCUUUUAUUAAAAGAAAAAAUUAAUAGUCUGUCUGUGAGUGUCAGAAUAAUAGUAGUUAACUAGAAGGCCAUUUAUUGUCAUCCUCUUUUGAUUAGACAGCUGUCUGAGAACGCUUUCCUUCUGGAAGAGCUUUGACUUUCGUUUUAAACCCACCAAGCACUUUACACAAUACAGCCAGUAUGAUCACGGUCACCAAAAUGACAAUCGGUGCAGACUUCAUGGACCCAAGCAAGUUUUUUAGGGAGAUUCCAUAAAGGGGAAUUCCACCAAUUUUUCUAAAUUUCUUCACAAGUCAGUCACUGAGAUGAGACUUUGGUGUGAACUGGUUCUUGUAAAGAAACAUACUAACUCCUCUUCACAGUGGUGGUGAUAGGAACCAGGGGUCACGGUGUGUAUAACAAAAAUAUUGCCAUUUUUUAUCCAAAAUAAUCAGUGCACCUACACAUCUUAUGAGUUAAUGUAUCUAAUGUUGAUAGUAAAAUCGAAACUAAAAGAAUUGGCUUUCUUUUUGUGCUACUUGGCCUCACAACACCCUGCAUGUACCUCUCCGCCAUGAAUGGAUUUGAAAAAACAUGUUUUAAAGCAAAACUUUUACUCAAAACUAUAGUAAAACAAAGUCUCAGCUUUCUGUGAGGGAGCUUUUAAAAGGCAUUAAACGCUUCAGACGUCUGCUUCCCAUCACCACCACUGUAAACAAUUCUGAAUAUUCUCUAGAACAGAACAUUUCACAUAAAGUCACAUCUUAACCAUUUUAAAAAUAGUGGAAUUCCCUUUUAAAUAAUGGUGACACCCCAUGUUAGACUGUAUUAAGAAUUCAUAACAAUGUGUAGUCACAGUGGAGGUCAUGCUUGUAAUCUUGUUGUAAUUCUAGCGAAAAAAAAUCACAAAUGCUAAAAGACUCAAACUGUAAAUAUAAUAGGAGUCAUAAAAGUUGAAUUACCUGCUGGACAGGUACCAUCUGCACAUGAAAAUGCAACACCCAUGGAAUACUGUAUCAACUCUGUACACUCAACGUUUUAACACAGAUGCACCAUACCAUAUAGUUCUCCUCCCUAAAGUCAGAAUAACCCCCAGCCGACUUUUAUUUACCUUAUGUACUUUGCUCAAAGUGUCUGUGUAUUUCAUCAUGCACCAAAACGUACACCCUGCUAGAUUUCAAUGGAAGAGGUUUCAAAGGAAUGUUUCUUUUUACGCUGAGAUGCUCCACAGGCCAGUUUGUUUUUGUAGUGGUUGAAUUUUUUUUUUCCCAUGAAGGAAAUGUAUUCUUUGUAAUCGAGUAUAUGACCUGAUAUGGAUAUCAAAACCAACUUGAGCUGUUAUCUGAUCCGGAUUGCACUAACCUGCAAUGAGUAAACUCUACCAGCAGGGGGCGACAGAUUCUAUUUUUAAUUUCUUUUGAUUCCAGCAUUUCAGGGUUUUUUUUUUUUAUGCCCAUUUGGAUUUGACCCCUGCAGGCUAGAGCUGAGCUCCAGUGCAGGCAGUACGCACUGAUGAGAUACGAUGGUCCUCGUGUACAAAAAGGGAGUAAGAUUUUUUUGUAGUGCGUAGUUUUAUGGAGAUAAUUCCUCUAUGGCCUUACGAAAUUCAGGACAUGCAUAGUUUCACAGGCUACACCUUUUAUUUCCAUAAGAACAAGCAGGGAAUUGUCAAUCAGUGUAUUUUUUAAUUGUUCAUAAAAGUACAGUUGCGUAGCCUUAAACGAAUGAUGAAAUGCACUAAAGUCGAACCCAGCAUUUUCUCAGGAGCGCAGGUUUGAACCUUUUGUUUAAAAAAAAAGUAAGAAAUACUUUGUACUUCAAGGUACAGUAUUGUUUUCUUGCUAAAUUAUGUAAAAAAGGGGCAAAAGUAAUAUUGUGUAAAUAAUUUGUGAAAGAUGUUAACUGUAUAAGAAUGGACCAUGUGUUUGUUUAAUUUGUGGUUAAUAUCAGUAUUUUGUAAGAAGUCUAUUUAUCUGUGAUCCCCUUAUUUGGAGGCAAAAAUGUAAUGACCUCGAAAUAAUAAAAAAUCUAUAACAUGUUUAAAUGA
Messenger RNA from Colossoma macropomum (tambaqui), 10276 nucleotides. It is a transcript of the gene akap13a, whose product is annotated as A-kinase anchor protein 13. Gene Ontology annotation, biological process: positive regulation of canonical NF-kappaB signal transduction; regulation of Rho protein signal transduction; adrenergic receptor signaling pathway. Gene Ontology annotation, cellular component: membrane; actin cytoskeleton. The record is from RefSeq and is a predicted model, not a curated record. Bases 177 to 7895 code for a protein of 2572 amino acids. The transcript has 38 exons. Gene Ontology annotation, molecular function: MAP kinase scaffold activity; guanyl-nucleotide exchange factor activity. Lineage: Eukaryota; Metazoa; Chordata; Actinopteri; Characiformes; Serrasalmidae.